This is a messenger RNA of Rhipicephalus microplus (southern cattle tick), 587 nucleotides long. RefSeq names its product zinc finger protein 593. Gene Ontology annotation, molecular function: nucleic acid binding; zinc ion binding. The record is from RefSeq and is a predicted model, not a curated record. NCBI's taxonomy places the organism in Eukaryota, Metazoa, Arthropoda, Arachnida, Ixodida, Ixodidae.
AGAGAAGGCGCUGACCCUACUAAAGUGAGCUAUUCUAGCUCACUUUAACCCUACUCUAGUUUUCACCACUUUCACGUCGUGAGAGUUCGCAGUUGACCUGUUCCUCGGGAGUAUGACUCGUUAUUCGCGCAAAAAGACGCACAAGGGCUACACCGCGGCGCACAAGAGGGACAAGACGAAGCGUAGGAUGAAAGACCUCGACCAAAUUCACGUCGACAUGCAACCGGAUAACGCCGAGAGACUGCUCAACCAGGAGGCCGACUACGACAUGCCCGGGGAGGCGCAGUUCUACUGCCUACAUUGCGCGCGGUACUUCAUGGACAAGAACUCUCUGAAUGACCACCUGAAAAGCAAGAACCACAAACGAAGAUUGAAGUCCUUGGAAGAGGAACCAUACAGCCAAGCCGAAGCUGAAGCUGCUGCCGGCAUGGGAAGUUACAUUCUUCCCAAGAGAUGUAAAGUAGAAUCGCAGCCGCUAAAGGAGUAGAAUCUGUGCAUGAAUGCCAUUAAGCUUCGUUUCAUCCACCCUCAAAGUGCACAUGCUCAAAAGGAAUAUUCGUUUCAAUAAAUAUAUGUUGAACAAGAUC